AUAAUCUCUAACGGCAGUCACUAGGAGUUGCCGGAAAAUUGAAACAGUCGUAACCUCGCUCUGACAGCUAGCAAAAGGAGUAAAUAUUAUUUUUGAUUAAAACAAGAACAGGAGAGCAAGUUUUGUUAGAGUUGCUGAAUAUCUGGUCAUCCCGUCUUCAAGAUGCCGCUCCUUGGUAACAAGUUCAACACCAAGAAGACCCCACCCAGACGAUCUCUGUCCUUGAAUAACCUCAACAAACUAGAGAGUUCCAUCCGAGAGGAGGAGUACGGCAACGACUAUGGCCAGCCAGCCAUGAGAAUAGCUGGACAAAUCAUUAAGUUUGAUGCCGACGAUGGGGUUUGGAUAUCUGAGACUGGAAGCAGUGGUGGGGUGAGCCAGAAGGAGUUUAUUAAACUACGCAAACAGAACGAAUCCCUCGCUGAGGAGAACAACCUACUCAAGCUCAAGGUGGAACUCCUCAUCGAUAUGCUUUCUGAGACGACAGCGGAGAAGCAACAAUUAGAACGAGACAUGGGAGAGUACGGCACAGGAGGCAAGAAGUCUAUUAAGAAGAGGUGAUAUUAUGGAUGCAAGAAUGAAUGGCACUCUCCACUAUCGGCCUCAUAUAUGGGGGGUAUAAAGGGCCCCCUCUGUUGCUCUGAUCGUGACAUUGAUUGACGCAUGUAAGGAAAGUUUACUCGAAUAAGGCGCGACAAAGUCACAGGCCAAGAAUUGCAGUGAUGAAAAGAAUUAGAAAUGGCGUCUCCAAUUAUUUAUUUGGAAGUAGCUAGCGCCAAAUUUCGUCUGUGAUUUGCAACUCAUCUGUCUUUAGCAUGAGAUGGUUUGGACUUUGGUAGUGUAUGACAGUUGACACUUCAUCAAGAAAUCAUCACCAUUUUAAACAUUUGAACAAAAUCAUCAUUAUUUGUUUUUUGUCUAAUAGAGUUUUACUGUUGCAAAAUGAUUGCUGGUACAUUUAUAUAAUUACAACUCAGUAAACAAAAAAACAAUUUGGAUCUUAGUCAUGUUGGGCAGAAAAUGUUUCAUAAAAAGUAUGCGAGCGUAAGGUAUUAUAACAGCUCUGUGACAUCACACCACAAUUCAUGAAUGAAUGGCUGAUGACGUCCUAAUGUACAUUCAACGCACGAUGUCGUGGGCGAUCCAUUGGUAUUCGCCAAUUUGGGUACCCUCCAACCAUCCAACACGGUCUUGUUUAUACGCUGGUUUUCUGAGGAACUGGUACAUCUAUUAUAUAUCGUUGCGGUGUUCGCUGCCAACAAAAUUGGAUUCAAACUGCCCCCAGACUACCGGGCAAUCUCGGUAGUCUAGUUGGCAAGACACUGCUCUAGAAUUGCAAAGGUCGUGGGUUCAAAUCCCACC
Asterias rubens (European starfish) is the source of this 1362-nucleotide messenger RNA. Its product is annotated as protein chibby homolog 1-like. Bases 163 to 561 code for a protein of 132 amino acids. The transcript has 4 exons. Lineage: Eukaryota; Metazoa; Echinodermata; Asteroidea; Forcipulatida; Asteriidae. The record is from RefSeq and is a predicted model, not a curated record.